CAGAUGUACUGACCAAGUAAACCUUGAAACUGGAAGAAAUUUCUUUCUUCUUGGCAGCUGAUGUUCACAAGCUCAUUAACAAUAAGGCCAUGAAUAUAAACAGAGUACUGCUGGGUAAUGAGAGGGCAACUGCCAAGCUGCUCUUUAAUGUAAUGAAAUCAGAGCUUGAGAAAGACAAAUUGCAUCAACUGAAAUGGCAAGAGAGAGUCAAGGUCUGGAAGCUCAUCCAAAAGAACUGCAUAGUUCAGAGUUUCAGAGAAUUUACGGCAAGUGAAGAAAUACAGAAUCCCCCAACUGUGAAAACAGAAAUGGAAAAUAUGAUAAAGGAGCAGAUUGUACUUAGUGACCAGAGACUGAGAGUUUUGCAGCACAUUGGGUUCUCUGUUGCUUUGAGCUGGCUACUAGGAAGACCCAAAGAAGCUGCCUGUGACAUCACUUUCCUUUGGCCAGUGCAAACACUUAGUCAUGACACACCUAAUGUGGAGUGCAUGGAGAAAAUGUGCAUCCAGUAUGAGCUGGUCCAGGACAAAUGUCAGGAAAAAGUGCAGGUCUGCAAGAUGACCCUGUUGGAUAUUUGCACAGUAGAAGAUGUUGAAAUUGUACAUUCCAACAUGCUCCAGAUGACUGAGAAACUAAAACAUAGGUUUGAAGAACAACUGCAGCACAUGAAUAGUGAAUUUAAGGAGAUGGCUAAAUGGCAUGAGCAGCAUUGUGAAGGCUUGUACAACUAUGUUCAGGAUGCCAUGGCUCUCUGGGAUGUCCAUCAGCUCCAACUGUCCCAGCAGGAAAAUGUACUUCAGAAGAAAGUAGAUGAAUGCAGAUGGGAAGAGGAUAACAUAAUUCAGAUGAUGGAAGAUAAUCUGGAUACAAGUUUGGAAAAAAUGAAGAUGGCAAGCUGUGAAGAAGAGCUGAAGCAAUAUUUGGAGAAAGCCCUUUCCUCUUUAGAUCAAAUUAGAACUAGUCUCUUAAACAGUGACCUUAAAUUGGACAGGAAUGAGAAACUCAAGCAAAUUGUAAUGGAUGAAGUAAUGGCUUACCCAAAAGCUAUUUUGUGGGAAUUGAUUUCUUAUAGUAUAUCCAUCAGCCAGCAUUUUAGUGUGAAGGAAAUCUCCAAACAGAACUUGCAAGGCACGAUAGACUCCACAGUUCAAGAUCAAAAUAAUACCUCAACAGUCCAAACAGGGCUCGAAGCAAGGACAUCCCAGCCCAGAGCAGAGCAGGACAAUGGCCUCUCUCAACUGGUGCCAGAAGAUAGGGACAGUUGUCAAAAAUCAGCUGGAGAAACAAACUUAACGGAGAAACAGGUGAUCUUGGCACAGGAAAUUGCAGAAACAGAGGAAGAAGAAGAUGAGGAGAGUGUUCCUCAUAAAAGUGAAGAAAAUGAGCAUGCAGAACAGGGACUAAGCAUUAUGCAGGUAAGUGAGCAAGAGAAUACAUUUGAAAGUGAAGGCAGUCUUGACCAAAAUAAGGAGGAAUAGGAAGUCUUUCUGCUGAGAAU
Cyanistes caeruleus (blue tit) is the source of this 1498-nucleotide messenger RNA. The record is from RefSeq and is a predicted model, not a curated record. Lineage: Eukaryota; Metazoa; Chordata; Aves; Passeriformes; Paridae.